Messenger RNA from Clarias gariepinus (North African catfish), 5545 nucleotides. Its product is annotated as caskin-1. The transcript has 21 exons. The record is from RefSeq and is a predicted model, not a curated record. Gene Ontology annotation, molecular function: protein binding. Lineage: Eukaryota; Metazoa; Chordata; Actinopteri; Siluriformes; Clariidae. Bases 1 to 4059 code for a protein of 1352 amino acids.
AUGGGGAAAGAUCAGGAACUCUUGCAGGCGGUGAAGACUGAGGACCUGCUCACGGCGCAGCGGCUACUGCAGAGACCCAAACAGGGCAAAUCCAAGCUUCUGGGUUCUGCCAAACGGAUCAACGUCAAUUUCCAGGACACAGAUGGGUUCUCAGCCCUUCAUCAUGCUGCUUUGAAUGGUAACAUGGAGCUAAUAGCGCUGCUGCUGGAGUCACAAGCCGUCGUUGACAUCAAAGAUCACAAAGGGAUGCGACCGCUGCACUACGCCGCCUGGCAGGGAAAAUGCGAGCCAAUGAAAAUGCUCCUGAAGGCGGGAUCAUCAGUCAACAGCCAAUCAGACGAGGGACAGAUUCCACUGCACCUCUCAUCACAACACGGCCAUUAUGAUGGAAGUGAGAUGCUCUUGCAGCACCAGUCCAACCCCUGCAUCAGAGAUCACGCUGGAAAAACCCCUCUGGACCUGGCCUGCGAAUUUGGACGCGUCUCGGUGGUUCAGCUCCUCCUAAGCAGCAAUAUGUGCGCCGCUAUGUUGGAGCCAAAACCGUCAGAUCCCAACGGCAUCAGCCCUCUUCACCUGGCCGCCAAAAACGGACACAUCGACAUCAUCAAAUUGCUAAUCCAGGCUGGCAUAGACAUAAACCGGCAGACGAAAUCUGGCACGGCUCUGCACGAGGCUGCACUGUGCGGGAAAACCGAUGCCGUUCGCCUUCUUCUAGAUAGUGGUAUUAGUGCCAGUGUGAGGAACACGUACUGCCAGACGGCCCUGGACAUCGUAAACCAGUUCACCACGACACAAGCCAGCCGAGAGAUCAAACAGAUGCUGAGAGAUGCGUCGGCAGCCAUGCAGGUGAGGGCGCUCAAAGACUACUGCAAUAACUACGACCUGACGAGCCUCAACAUCAAAGCUGGUGACAUCAUCACGGUCCUGGAGCAGCACUCUGACGGCCGCUGGAAAGGCUGUAUCCACGACAACCGGACAGGAAAUGACCGUGUCGGCUACUUCCCCUCCAACAUGGUGGAGGUCAUCAAGAGGGCAGGUUCCCGAGGUUCUGUGUCCAGUCCCCAUGGCUCCCCGACGUUAAGUGGCCAGCAGAGCAGUUCCAGCGAGGAGAUCUGGGUCUUGAGGAAACCUUUAGCAGGUGGUGGCAGCACAGGGAGUCUGACCAGCGGGCGCUCAUCAGUCAGUGGUUCAGUGGACAACGCAAACGUUCAUCUUGCAAGCUCGCCCGUGCCUGUCCCAACUACACCAACACAUUCCCCAGGAAUCAACACGCAUGGAGUAAAUGUGCCUGGGCUACAUGCACAGGCAGAGGGAGUUAAGUUGCUGGCCACCGUGUUGUCUCAGUCGGCCAAAGCGAAAGAACAUCUUCUGGAGCAGGAACCUAGUGCAGCUUCCUCGCAACUUACCCAGAGUGCAACUGGUGGCCCACGUCCAGAAAAGAAAAAAACAUUUGUUGAUCCUUUACUACAGAGAAAAGACAGUGUCGCAACAGAAAGCAAGAGUUCAGAGGCUGUAGCUGAAUGGCUUAAUAGCGCUCAGCUGCAGUUUUACACCACAAACUUCCUGACAGCAGGAUAUGACCUUCAGACCAUCAGCAGAAUGACAUCAGAGGAUCUCACAGCAAUCGGGGUGACAAAACCUGGACACAGAAAAAAGAUGUUGUCCGAGAUUGCCAAGCUGAGCAUUCCUGACUGGAUACCUAAAGAGAAAACUACUAGCCUAGCUGAGUGGUUGUCCCUGAUUGGACUUAGUCAGUACUAUCAGACUUUGGUCCAAAAUGGAUAUGACAACAUGGACUUUGUCAGUGACAUUACCUUGGAGGACUUGCAGGAGAUCGGCAUCACCAAGCUGGGGCAUCAGAAGAAGUUAAUGUUAGCUGUUAACCGCCUGGGAGAACCUCCAAAAGAAGAAACAUUCAGUAAGGAAAGGCAGACAGAAGAAAGCACAACCGUGAAAGACCAAGCCGUUCCAGAAUCCACCCCUGCUCCAAGGAUGCGCAAAGGAACAGAAGGACGUAGCUCUCCACGGCAUACCACCCAGGGACGGGGAAUACAGAGAGCAAAUGCUCCACCUCCCCUAAAAAAGCUUGUGUCAUCCAGCAGUCCAUCCCACACACCACCACAUACACCCACAAAAGUCAAAAGCUCCUCGUCUUGCUCGAAUUCUCAAGUUCACCAAGUCCCAUUGCUUUGUCUUCCCCAAGAAAACGCAGCUGAUGAAGAUGAAGAUGGCACACCUCCUUUACCCAGACGGAAAGACCCGCCCUUCCCUGACAUAUCAAUGAAGUACGCCACAGUGGGUGGAUCCAACCGUACUACGUCAUCCUUGGAUGUUGGAGGAGUAAACCGUAGCCAGUCUUUUGCCACGACACGACCUCGAAGGAAGACACGACCCCCAACUCCGCCAAAGCGCUCUUGCUCCUCCAUCUCCACAGGGAAUUUGCAAAAUGAGGGCGAGGUUAACCAAGGCGAACCUUGCGAUUCGUUUCUAAGUGUUACAUAUAGAGAACGACGCCGAAGUGACUGUGGCCCUGCGUCCGAAUCAGGGGUUUUAGGAGGAAGUGUUCGAGACAUUGCUGCCAUGUUAGAAAUGUCCACUUUAGGAGGCAGAGCCAAAGAUGCUAGCCGAAAUUACUUGCAGGCAAGCCCGGACAUCCUCAGACGAAACCGGGAUGCCCUGAGUUUAGAUGAUGAGAUCCAGAGCCGCCGUCGCACCAUCAGUGGCCCCAUAGCUGACCACGAGAAUUCCACUGACCAGCAAGAAAGCACACAACAUGGUGAAAUUAACAAAUCUUCACAAAUUCCUCAUGAACCAGUAGAAAGACCCCCUGUGAGGCGAACUCCAGAGCCCCGCCCCCGCUCCAUGCUCACUCAAGAAGAGUGGUCACGUGUUGAUGCCACAGCGACCUUGAGGAGGUCCCGUACACCUAACAAUUCAGGUGGUGAGAGGUUUCAGCUCACCGAGACCAGCACUGUGAGACGACGGCCAAAAGUAACAGCACCCACUCAUAGGGAUGAUGGAGCUGGACCAGAUCCUGUUAUUCGUGUAAGACCUGUUUCAGAGGUAGAAAGUUUAUAUAGGGAAAGCGAUAUGAGUGAUGAUUUCAGACGAGCUCUAAAGCCUCCAGUUUCCCCCAAACCAGCUCUAGGGCUCAGGAAGGCUGAGCCCCCCACUCCAACCAGGAGAGUCCCACUUCCAGGACCAGAGAACACACACAGCACAGUGGAUGGUAAAAAAGUUCCUCCACCUGUGUCUUCAAAGCCAAGCCCACCUCCUACACUUCCUAAACCAAUCAAAAUGAAGACCCUACCAGCUCACACACUUAGCCCACCCAGUGACCUAAACACACACCCACACUCUCCUACUGUUCUCACAGAGCAAGUUGAGCACCCUGUACUUAGUCCAUCUACCCUGAUUCCAAAACUAGCAGAAUCUCAAACUUUGUCUCCACGACCUUUGACGUCUCCUGUUCAGAGCCCCCAAACGCCACAAACUCCUUCUACCCCCGGGUGCGGAUCUGCCCCAGUCAAGCCCCCAAGAUCUUUCAUGGCAGGGUUGUCAGUGGACAUUCCUAGUCCUUUUGAGGUAGAGCCACGAGAGGUGGAAAAACAUGAGGCUGGUGAGCAGAAGAGACAGAGAAGGGAGUUAGCAGUCAUCAGUGGGAAAGAGAUGGGGACAUCCAAUGAAGUCACAAGGGUCACUGAGGAGUCAGGGCAGGUGCUGAUGAGGCACAAGAAGGUGGGUGUGGCCAGACAGAUGCCGAUUGAGGGAGAGAUCGAAGGCGUAACACAAGAUGCUGGUGUAAUUGGAGAAGAAAUUCAAAAGGGGGCGCCAAAUGCCAGCGGAUCGGAUGAAGUCAGAAUUCAUGGAGAAGAAAUUAACCAGCUAAGGCUGGAUGAGACCAGCGCCUCCUUAGCUGCAGCACUGGAGUUUGUAGAGGAAAGGAUCAUGACUAAAGACAAUUCUGCGAUUGAAAAUAAAAGCACAGUGAACAUUCUUGAUGACAUUGGAAGCAUGUUUGAUGACCUUGCUGACCAGUUGGAUGCCAUGCUGGAUUAAAAACAAAUAAGCACAAAAAAAAUAGACAUAAAAGCACAGCAGAUUGUUCAUGUGACGACAGAUCUGUUUAAAGCCAUGCUUUAAUAAUCACAGGAAUUUAAGGGGGAAUUAUGCUAAACAAUAUGAUUAAAACAUUUACUGAUGUUAUGAAGAAUAAAAGUUAUGAAGCUUUUAGGUGGCAGAGAUCCAGGGUUUAAACUAUUAAAUCCAGAAACAGUUACGUUUGGUGAAGCCUUUGGAGCCAGGAGGUAUGGACUACUCUUAUGCUGCUUCCAGAGAUUAAGCACAAUGAAAUGCUUUUAAAUGCUACUUAAACCUUGUUAAGGUCAUGAAAUGCUAGCAAUGUAUCAGAGUGUAUGUGCGUGUAUGUUUUAUGUGUGUACUAAGUUUGGGCUUCCUUCACUUGCGAUCAACAUUUGCAUAUUAUUUUUUUUUAAAUAAUAAUAAUUGGAAUCACCUUUUUGUGCUUUACUGUGAAGCUGGCUACAAGGUGUGUCUCUAACACAUAUUUCAAAGGGGAACGCAAGAUACAUUUUAAAAAGUAUGGUACAUUAAAAGUUGACGAAUAUUGCUAGGUAAAAAGGUAGGAGAAGCCAUUUAAUGGGUUCCCCUUUGAAUCCAUAUUCUAAAGCAAAAAAAAAAAAAAAAAAAAAAAGAUGUUGUGAUCCUUAUGUUGUCACUGUAGUUGUUUGUGUGUGUGAAUGUGUAUAACUGUGAACUCUUUGCAUCGACAAAUCCAAGUUUUCAGCAGAUAGGACAGUGUCAUUUAUAAAUUAUCAUUUAUAGAUGCAGCGUGAUGUAGUGUAAAUGUGACAUAUAGAUUACAGAGUAGGAUUUGGAAUGCACCAAGCUCCCCUACUGUCCCAAUUAAUGUGAACAAGCAUUAUGGGUCGUACUCAGAGUCCACAGUUAGAGGUUUAGAGAAAAACCUUUGUUUUAGGCAAACUGUGCAUAACUCUCCAGUAACUUCUGAGUAGCACGUGAUUCUGCAGUCUGAAUGAACAGUUUCAAUAUUAAACCUGCAUUGAACUCUGAAUACAGCCCUCUCUUACUCUUUGUGUGUGUGUGUGUGUGCGUGCACACGGGUGGGUGUGUGGGUGUAAAUGUAUGUGUUUAAGAUGCAAAAUGAGAUAAGUUUUUAUGUCUUGCAUAUGCACUGGUUCAGAGAGCUUGCAGUCAAGGCAAUAGCGGCCAAAAAACACAAUUUAGUGUAUGUUAUAUAAUUACAGAGCAAUAUUUCUAUCAACUCCAUAAUUUUAGUUUUUUGACAAUCUGUUAUCAUGUUUUAUUAAUUCUUCUAAAGGUGGAUGUUAGAGAGUUAAAACAUAUACACUGUAAAAACUAAUUAUAUAUCUAUGUAAUAUCCGAGUUAUUUUGUGUAAAUGCUCAACUGGCUCAUGUGUGUGACCCUGGUGAAAUGAUCUUUGGAGACCUCUUCCCUGUAAAGCAUAUUGAGAGUAUGUUGAAGUAUGAUAAAUAAACUUUA